AUAUCUCGGCAUAUCUAUCGAUAAGACACCGGCUUUUUCCUCUUUUUCUUCACGUUGCAAAGAAAUGCGUGGCGAUGGCAAUCCGUGGCGAUUAGCGCAGAUUGUUAAAGUAAUUCCAGUAGCGAGCUAUAACGAAGCACCUUGAUCUCGUCAUGCAGAACGAUCGGGACAGUGAGUGUUCAGCUUCAGAUUUCGGCCGAACAUCGAGACGAGCGUGAUUUUUGCAGGUGAAAUAUGGAAGCUGCAGGAAAACACGUUGACGAUGUUCGCGGCAGAAAUCGUCGGCACAGGCAUUCUCAUAUUCAUCGGUUGCAUGGGUUGCAUCGGUACUAUGGGACCCGCGCCACCUCCGCCGCUGCAAACUGCAUUGACUUUCGGUUUGACGGUGAACCUUAUAAUUAUGAUGUUAGGUCACAUAAGCGGAGCUCAUCUUAAUCCGGCCGUCACGAUCGGUGCUGUCAUCGUGGGCCUGAAAUCGAUCCCGACAGCCGCGGUUUACGUCCUGGGCCAGUUCAUCGGCGCUACCGUGGGAUACGGACUCUUAAAAAUGAUAACGCCGGCGGAGCUGUUCAACGACGGGAACCCAAAUUCGACUGCCGGUCUUUGCGUCACGGUCGUCCAUCCAGAAGUCAGCAGCGUGCAGGCAAUACUAAUUGAAGUGUUUUGCACGAGUUGUAUACUAUGUGCGGCCUGCGCCACGUGGGAUCCCAGAUGCGCCCAUACUACAGACUCGACCGCUCUCCGAUUCGGCCUAUCGGUCGCUGCCAUUUCGUUUGCGGCGAGCCCUUACACUGGAUGUAGUAUGAAUCCAGCACGAACGUUUGGCCCCGCAUUUUGGAAUAGCGCGUGGAAAGAUCAAUGGAUUUAUUGGCUUGGUCCUAUCUUAGGAGCUUUGCUUGGGACGUAUGCUUAUCAAAUACUGUUUGCGGAAAAGCAGUCAAAGAAGAGAGUCUCCGUUAAUUUACCACAACUGGAUAACAUAUGCAAUAUAAAUAAUGAAAAAAUUUAAUUAUUCUCUGAUCCGUAAGAAAA
Molecule: messenger RNA, 1032 nt
Organism: Ooceraea biroi (clonal raider ant)
Lineage: Eukaryota; Metazoa; Arthropoda; Insecta; Hymenoptera; Formicidae
Product: aquaporin AQPAe.a
Biological process (GO): transmembrane transport
Cellular component (GO): plasma membrane
Molecular function (GO): channel activity
Source: RefSeq, a predicted model, not a curated record